AUGUCCACUCCACCACAUCCCGAACAACUCGUCACAAAGCUCCUCUCCACAAUCGAAUCUCACAUCAUUCCCCUCACAAAACAAGGCGUCUCAACCGGCUCCAAGCUCUUCGGUGCCGCCAUCCUCUCCCGCACCGACCUAACCCCCUACACCCUCGCCACAAACAACGAGCGCCUCUCCCCCCUCCUCCACGGCGAAAUAAACUGCAUCCAGAAAUUCUUUACCGUCGACUAUCCCAACCCUUCUACACGGCCGCAUCCCGCAAAAGACUGCAUCUUCCUCGCCACCCAUGAGCCCUGUUCGCUGUGUCUGAGCGGCAUCACAUGGGCUGGUUUCAACGAGUUCUACUACCUGUUUACCUACGAGGAUAGCCGCGAUCUGUUUGGUAUCCCGUAUGAUAUUGAUAUCCUGCAAGAGGUGUUUAGGGUCAAGGGUGAGGGCGAGAGCGAAAAUGGUGUGCAGAAAAGACAGUUGUAUAACAGGAAGAAUAAGUUUUUCACGGCGAAGAGCUUCAAGGAUCUUGUGGGUAAAAUUGGGGAUGAGGGGGUGAGGACGGGGUUGGAAGGGGAGAUUAAGAGGGUUAAGGCGUUGUAUAAUGGGCUGAGUGAGACGUAUCAGGAGGGGAAGAAGGCGGGGGCGGAGAGCUCGAGUGUGUGGAAGUAG
Messenger RNA from Pyrenophora tritici-repentis Pt-1C-BFP, 663 nucleotides. RefSeq names its product cytidine-deoxycytidylate deaminase family protein. Lineage: Eukaryota; Fungi; Ascomycota; Dothideomycetes; Pleosporales; Pleosporaceae. Gene Ontology annotation, molecular function: catalytic activity. The record is from RefSeq and is a predicted model, not a curated record.